Messenger RNA from Lineus longissimus, 547 nucleotides. RefSeq lists its product as uncharacterized. The coding region runs from base 93 to 416 and encodes 107 amino acids. The record is from RefSeq and is a predicted model, not a curated record. NCBI's taxonomy places the organism in Eukaryota, Metazoa, Nemertea, Pilidiophora, Heteronemertea, Lineidae. The transcript has 3 exons.
UUGGGUUCCAGGAACCUGCCCCAGGCAACAGAUCGGCUGUGAUUUGUUCAAGGCAUUUCACCAGCGAUUGUAUUACCCAGCCUCCAGAUAUCAUGUUGGGGAAUGGAAAAAGGCUGCUGCUGGCCGCUCUCCACUUCAAUGAGAACUCCGGUCGAGGUCAACGCAUUGCUAGGAAUGGGAUUCCUUACUUCAACAGGGUGACCCCCAGGGGUAGAGAAGGACACAGCAUUGUCAUACCAGUGAAGAAGACUCCGACAUUUGGAUAUGUGCAGAUAUUUUUCACUGAAGUUCAGAAAUUGGUCACCAGUGGACAGUCCUAUGUAAUCUUGGAGGACCCACCAACAGUUUGUUCCAAGUUUGAUCGCCCUUCCAAAGAAGAGCUGAUCAAAGAUAGAAAGUCCUUCGAACGCUUUUGACUUAUUCUGUGUAUGGGACAUUUCCAAUAGUUUAGGUGGAGUACUACAAAGUACAUAUAGACAACUUGAAUGUUCAGACAUUUCCUUGUUGAUGGUAUGGCUUGUAAAACAUGAUUUUGUGUCACCUUACA